This is a messenger RNA of Triplophysa rosa, 3491 nucleotides long. RefSeq names its product CXADR Ig-like cell adhesion molecule (gene cxadr). Gene Ontology annotation, biological process: homotypic cell-cell adhesion. NCBI's taxonomy places the organism in Eukaryota, Metazoa, Chordata, Actinopteri, Cypriniformes, Nemacheilidae. The transcript has 7 exons. The record is from RefSeq and is a predicted model, not a curated record. Gene Ontology annotation, molecular function: cell adhesion molecule binding. Bases 120 to 1262 code for a protein of 380 amino acids. Gene Ontology annotation, cellular component: basolateral plasma membrane; bicellular tight junction; intercalated disc.
UGGACUUCUGAUGCUGCGCGAGACCAGCGAAAGGAAGGCGAACACAGCGUUAGAAGUCGGAGGGAAAAGUUAUUUUUCUACUCAUAUUGGUUAUUUAAUUGUGACUUAAAAGCAGAGGAAUGGAUUUUAGGACGUGCUGUCUCUGUUUAAUUCACGUAAUUCUUCUCGCAGGUUUAGCCUGUGGACUGCAGAUCACUUCAACUGGUUCCACGUCCAUUGAGAAAGCCAGCGGUGAGAGUGUAAAGUUGGACUGUCAGUUUACACUUGCUCCUGAGGAUACCGGCCCUCUGGAUAUCGAGUGGAGCCUGCAGCCAUCCGACAACCAAAAGGAAGAAAAAGUGGUGAUUGUGUACUCGGGUGACAGGGCUUUUUCAGACUACUAUGCUCCUCUUAAAGGGAGAGUCCACUUUAACUCCCCUGACCCUAAAAAUGGUGAUGCCUCCAUGAACAUAAUGGGACUGAAGGCAACAGACACGGGCACCUAUCAAUGCAAGGUGAAGAAAGUUCCUGGCAUCAGCAGCCGAAAGAUUCUACUAACUGUCAUGGUUCGCCCCUCUAAACCCAGAUGUUACGCGGAUGGCCCGACUCUGAUGGGCAAGGAUAUGAUGUUGCGCUGUAAUUCUGCAGAGGGCACACAACCACUAAAGUACACUUGGGAGAGAAUCACUGGCAAUAAACUGCUACCACCCGCAGCAGUGCUCGAUCCGGUCGGCGGCACCAUGAGUCUGAGGAACGCCACUGAGACCGCUUCUGGAACAUACCGCUGCGUUGCUAAAAACAGUGUUGGAACAGAGGAGUGUGUGGUGGAGGUUAGCGUCACACCAGCUCCUAACACAGCAGGCAUCAUCGCGGGCGCUGUGAUCAGCGUUCUGUUGGCUCUCAUACUUCUCGCCCUUAUCCUCUUCUGUUGUUGCCGUGCCCGCCAAAAGAAGAGGUACGAGAAGGAGAUCUCCUAUGAGAUAAGAGAGGAUGUGCCCCCUCCCAAGAGCCGCGUUUCUACCGCACGCAGCUUUACCAGUGCGGGUAGCCAACGUUCCUCUCUGGGCUCCAUGUCCCCCUCCAACCUCCAUGAGUACACCAAACCUCAGUACGACAAGAUACCCUCUGAAGAAAACGACAGGCCCCCUAGCCACGCCCCCAUUCCCCCGCCCAGCAGAAUGGCUGGCCCCAACCUCAGCCGCAUGGCUGGCCCCAACCUCAGCCGCAUGGGGGCCAUCCCAGUCAUGAUCCCUGCCCAGAACAGGGAUGGAUCCAUUGUGUAGAGCUAAGCUGGUAUCUCUACCAUUUUGACUCACACUAUUCAAUACAUUGUUCGACUGGAAUUUGCAAUCAGCACAAAUGAAGAUCUCUGCAGUUUCCGAUCUCCGCUGUCCCAUGUCUAAUAAUACAAUUUGACUUCCAGAACAAAAAAAAAAACUAAUGCAGAACGGUGAUCGUUUCACCUGCUUCUGUUUUGUUUUGUAAAUAAUGCAGUGCAUGAUUGAUUUGAAGGCGCUAUUAUAUGCAAGGUGGCUUUAAUAUUCCAAGGCACUUGAAAUGUUUGCCCAUGAAAUGUUCUACAGAGAAAUGAAUCAUUGAAACCUAAAUUUACUCUAUGUAGUACAACUUAUAGUUCACUAUUGUACAUAGCAACUCCCAAGCUAUUAUCUGAUAUCAUUCUGUUUAUCACUUUAUACAAAAGGCUGGCAAAGAUUUAUUUAAGGGACUGUGGAAAGAUGUGGGUUGGCUUGGUUUAUGGAUGAGAUGGUUUAAAAAAAACAUUUGAUGAUUGAUGUGGUGUGUAUAUAUAUAUGUAAAUGUGAACUUUUGGAAAAUGAGAAAACUGUGAUUUAACUCGCUUUGCUUUUUUUUUACCAUUUGGCAGUUCUAAACAAGCCAGUUUUUGGCUUCAGAGUGAUUAGUGCGUCAGUCAAUUCCUUAUGCGUGGACUGGUUCUUGACCACAAACCUUUGCUUUCCCCCACCCUGCAAUGAAAUUAAAGGAAAGAUGGGGCUCUGUGGUAAAAUACGGUUCAUUGAGCAAUCAGGUUUUAGGGCCAACAGAACCCCAGUACUCCUCAACUCUGCCCUGCCCCUGCUUCUUACACUACCCCUAGCCAAUCACAGAUGAUAGCGAUAAUAUGCUGACUUUAAUGCGAUCCUAAUCUUAAACCUGCAUUUGGUUUGGCCGACAGCUCAUUCUGUCUUGAAAGAUGAAGAUUUAAAAUCCAAUUGGCGGUUGGAAAUGUUAGCAAGCAGUUUAUGUGUUAGAUGAAGAACAAGAAAUGAAGGGAUGGUUAACAUAAAUGUAAGCCAAUGAAGGACGUUAAUUUAAACUGAGGUCAUCUAUAAAUGUGUAAUUUUGAAUGAAUAGUGUUUGUUAAGGUCUAAAAUAAUUACCCACCUAAUUGAGCACAUUGUCACUAUAAUUUCCAGCUGUUUAAUAGUUUAAUAACAUUACAGAUCUUUUUAAUCAUUUUUCCCAUGGUGGGCUAUAUUUGACCUUGAAGGGUUUCCCAAUGUUCACUGUAUGUGCCUUUUUUAACUGGGUUUAAUGAACUGGUAUCACACAAUGAGCACAAUGAGUGUAGGUUUAACAGAUGACAAGGUAAAUAAAUAAUACAUGAACAAACAUGAUGCUCAGCUGAAAUUAUAAAUUAGUCAUAGUAAUUGGGAAUGAACAAUUUAGCACCAUCUGAUUUGAAGCAGACUGGUAUAAAUAUUACAUAGAAAUGUCUGUUAAUAAUACACAUGUAAAACAGGCUUCUUUUCAUCUCAAAGAUGCUGGAUGCAUGUACUGGUCAUGCGAGGGUGUGUGUACACUGUCAACUAUAUACUGACUCUAUAAAUACAAGUCACUGCUGUACACAAAUAGUAGUCGCUCUGAUCUAUUUUUAAUAGGGUUCCUUUUGAAUGUGUAAAUAUGUAAUGUAAUUCUGGGUCCUAUUUUAUGGCUGUAAUGUUUUGGUGCUUGGGCUGCGAAUAAGGUGAAUUACAAGAGUGAGAUUGGGUUAAUCAUUCACCAUCUGAAUAAGGUAUUUACAUUUAUUACUACGCAGAAGUUGUCAUUACCUGAAAGCACACGCUCAUGUUUUCUCUGGGCUUUUAUUUAUUAAGACUCUGACAAUAGAGGUGCUGUUCCAGGAUCAGUUCUGCUUGUUUGAACAUGUGAUGUUAGUGUAAACAUGACAAUCUGAUCCUUCAUCAGCAAACCUUGGUAGCAAUGUGGUUUCCUUGAACUGAAUGAUCUGUUUGGGAUAGAGCCCGUUCUGUAUUUCAUAGCUGUAGAUGGUAUGCUGGUUCUCUGUACAAUGCCAUUUAAGAGAUAGAAAAAUUAAAAUCCUAAUAAGAAACAACCAAUGAUGUUAAUGAUGUAGCUGUUACUUUUUUUAUGGUGUACUAAUAAUACGUAACCCCUCAUUUUUGCUCUGCACAUUAUGUAAAAAUCUUAUUUUCUUUAUUCUUGUGUGCUUUUUGUGAUGUAUUUUUAAAUAAAAAGGAAACCUCUAUCAU